UUUGUAUUGCAAUAAGAAAGACUUGAAAAGUUAUACUUAAUUUGAUAAAAUAGUACAAAGAGCAUUUUCUUAGUUUUUUCUUGGAUUUCAAGGAGAUGAAGAGAUUUUAGUAAUGUAAGAACUAUAACCAAUCAAUUAUUAGGAAAUCAAUAGAGGGAUUCAAGUAUUAAAAGCUAUAAAAGGAACUAAAAUACAUUAUAAUUGAUAGAUGCUAUUUCAAAUUAGAAUAAGAAAUAUAAUGUAAAAUUUAUUAUAAAUAUCUAAUUAGUUCGAAUUUAUUACAUUUAUUGGAAAGCUUAAUUUACGAAAGAUAAAAUGAUACAAGUACUAAUUGCUAAAAGUAUUUAAAUAAAAGGCUUUAAAUUAAGUACAUAGAUGUCAAGAUGCCUAAUAUUAUAAUAAAGGAAGAUUUCGACUUUAUUUAAUUGAUUUAUGCUUGGGAUAGUUUAAUAAUUCAACAAAAAGACAUAAUACUAGAGUUGGAACUCGUUAUCAUAAGAUUUUAAUUAAAUAUUAAAUAGAAUUUCUAAAUUAAUUAACAAGUAUGAUGCUUCAGAAAUAUUUUUUCCUAAAGGGAAAUAAUAAUUAUUAUGAGUUAGAUAAAACUGUUGCUACUUUUGGCAUUGAAGAUCUUCUUAAAUAUUAAGAAAAAUUUGGUAAAUUAUUUAUUUAUGUUUAAGACACUCCAAAAGCCUUUAAAAUAUUUAUAAAUACAGAGG
This is a messenger RNA of Paramecium sonneborni, 719 nucleotides long. The record is from the annotation of a GenBank genome assembly. NCBI's taxonomy places the organism in Eukaryota, Ciliophora, Oligohymenophorea, Peniculida, Parameciidae.